Molecule: messenger RNA, 642 nt
Organism: Acanthosepion pharaonis
Lineage: Eukaryota; Metazoa; Mollusca; Cephalopoda; Sepiida; Sepiidae
Source: the annotation of a GenBank genome assembly
AUGAUCUGUCUCAAUCUCUUAAUCUAUCUAUCUAUCUAUCUAUCUAUCUAUCUAUCUAUCUAUCUAUCUAUCUAUCUAUCUAUCUAUCUAUCUAUGAUCUGUCUGCCUGUCUGUCUAUUAAUGAUUUAUCUCAAUCUCUUAUCUAUCUAUCUAUCUAUCUAUCUAUCUAUCUAUCUAUCUAUCUAUCUAUUAAUGAUCUGUCUCAAUCUCUUAAUGAUCUAUCUAUCUAUCUAUCUAUCUAUCUAUCUAUCUGUCUGCCUGUCUGUCUGUCUGUCUAUUAAUGAUCUAUCUCAAUCUCUUAAUGAUCUAUCUAUCUAUCUAUCUAUCUAUCUAUCUAUCUAUCUAUCUAUCUAUCUAUCUAUCUAUCACCUGCUUAUAUUUAGUCCUGCUACAUCUGGAUCUACGUGCCUAUAUCAAUUUUGUAAUGAUCUAUCUAUCUAUCUAUCUAUCUAUCUAUCUAUCUAUCUAUCUAUCUAUCUCAAUUUCUUAAUGAUCUAUCUAUCUAUCUAUCUAUCUAUUAAUGAUCUAUCUCAAGCUGUUAAUGAUCUAUCUAUCUAUCUAUCUAUUAAUGAUCUAUCUCAAUCUCUUAAUGAUCUAUCUAUCUAUCUAUCUAUCUAUCUAUCUCUUAAAGAUCUGUCUUAA